This is a messenger RNA of Scatophagus argus, 2334 nucleotides long. RefSeq names its product serine protease 16 (gene prss59). Gene Ontology annotation, molecular function: dipeptidyl-peptidase activity; serine-type exopeptidase activity. The transcript has 9 exons. Lineage: Eukaryota; Metazoa; Chordata; Actinopteri; Scatophagidae. The record is from RefSeq and is a predicted model, not a curated record. Bases 51 to 1529 code for a protein of 492 amino acids. Gene Ontology annotation, biological process: proteolysis.
CACAAGGGACAGAAUCACAUGCCCCUAAUUGUUUCCUUGUUUGUAUCGUCAUGGCUUUUCAAACCUGUACGUUGCUUCUUUGUAAAGUAACCUUGGUUGUCCUGAUUUCUCUCGUCGUUAUCGGAGAGGGACAGUAUAAGGCAUUCAGGAAGAUUAUUCGAGAGCAGAAUAUAAACCAGAGAGCUGUGUUUGAGGAGCAGUGGUUCAUCCAGAAACUGGAUCACUUCAAUGGUGCAGACAGCAGAGAGUGGAAGCAAAGGUACUUUGUAAAUGAAGCCUUCUACAAGCCAGGAGGUCCAGUGUUUCUUAUGAUAGGUGGAGAGGGCCCAGCCAAUCCGGCUUGGAUGCUGAAUGGCACCUGGCUCACCUAUGCCGAGAAACUAGGAGCACUUUGCCUGAUGCUGGAACAUCGCUUCUAUGGAAAGAGCCACCCGACUCCGGACCUCAGCACAGACAAUCUCCGUUUCCUCAGUAGUCGCCAGGCACUGGCUGACCUGGCACACUUCCGCACUGUAAUUGCAGAGGCACGAGGGCUGACCAACAGGAAGUGGGUGGCUUUUGGCGGGUCGUACCCAGGUUCUCUUGCUGCUUGGUUCAGGCUGAAGUAUCCUCACCUGGUCCAUGCCUCUGUGGCCACGAGUGCACCUGUUCAUGCCACUGUUAAUUUCCCAGAAUACUUGGAGGUUGUGUGGCGUUCGCUGGCCUCUGAGAACGCAGAGUGCCCCCUUCUGGUAAAAAAAGCUUCAGAUACCCUUGUGGAGCUCCUGAAGGACCCUAAGACCUAUGACAACAUCACCAAAGACUUCAACUUGUGUUCCAAACUGCAGAUCCAGACAGAGAUGGACUCAGCCUAUUUCCUGGAAAUGCUGGCUGGCAACUUCAUGGAUGUGGUCCAGUACAAUGAAGACAACAGGGGGUUUGAGGGUGUGAUAGGCACCAACAUCACCAUCAAAGUGCUGUGUGGUGUGAUGGGUGACACCUCACUGGGAGAACCUUAUGUCCGCUACGCUGCUGUGGCCCGCCUCAUGAUGGAUACCUUCUCUAUGAAAUGCCUGGAUGCCAGCUUCAAUACCUACUUCAGAGACAUGACUAAUAUGUCGUGGGAUGGGCCGGCUGCAGGGGGAGGGAGACAGUGGGUCUACCAGACCUGCACUGAAUUUGGAUUCUACCAGAGCACAGAUUCCCCCAACCAGCCAUUCAGUGGCUUCCCUCUAGUGUAUCAUGUGAAACAGUGUGCAGACUUCUAUAAUGUCAGUGCCGAGCAGCUGGCAGAGGCCGUGGCCCAGACCAAUGAGUAUUAUGGUGGCUAUGACAUCCAUACUGCCAGAAUCGUUUUUCCCAAUGGGUCCAUUGACCCCUGGCACGCCUUGGGAAUUACCCAGGACAUUACACCUGACCUCCCUGCUGUUUUCAUCAAAGGAACAGCCCACUGUGCCAACAUGUACCCUGCCAGGAGCCAGGAUCUCCCCCAGCUUGCUCUGGCCCGUGACCACGUUUUCUUACUUCUCCAGCAGUGGUUGAAACAAUAACUGACAUUUAAACAGGCCAAUCGAUGGCUUUGCGAAGCAAAUGCUUUUGUCCGGAUCGCUGACACUGAAAAGAGACUGCUUAUUUUACUGCCACAUUCAUGAUUACUUGAAAAGGCACUUUACUCAAACAUUAAUAGGUACAAAGUUCAGAUAUUUUAAAUGAGUGAGACAAAUUUGAGCUGAUGAGUAAAUGUUUUUUGUUUUUUUUUUAUGAUUAUAGAAACGGUUUUAUCUGUACUUUCAUGUUUAAUCUGGGUUAACAUUUCAAAGGUCAAUAUGAUAUCAUUAAAAAACACUUCAUGGGCUGGGUUCCAGGAAGUGCAUAUGUUAAACAAAGUAUGUAGAAGUAGUUGAAUUUGCUUUCCCAGGCAAGCAGAACAAUGUUAGAGAGCCUAGUUAAAACUAGACUAUUCCAGAGGGAUAACGUCUGUCAGUGAACUCACAUGAAUAUUUGAAUCAUUUAAUUGAAGACCAGCAAAUAGCAUGAUCCAGAAAUAUUUUUUCAAGACCAACACACUCAAUUUCUUGAUUUCUUAGAACAUUUUCUUGUGUACCAAAACAAUAAAAAAUGAAUAUGUAAAAUUAAAAAAAAAACAUUUAAAUUUCAUCAGAUUUGCUUUAAGAUACAAUAUAUAAUUUCAAUACCCUCUGUUGCAAUAUUUUUGACCAAUAUCAUUUGUACACAGGACAGAUGUGUUAUCAGCUCUUGACACAUACAUUUCAUAUUGAGAAAUAUAUCUUUUACAGCCACAUUUGGAAAUUUCAAGAGCUUUUGAAAUUAAAGUUACUGUUAGCUUCAUCAGGA